AAAUCAUAAAACCAUAGAAAUCGUUUUCUUCUCUCUUCCCCUAAAGCCUUUCCCAACUCUGAACUUCGUCGUGUUCUUUUUUUCUUCUGCCGGGCGAGCUUUUCUGGGCGAAAUCCACAGUUCGUAGGGACGCCGAGUUAACUGAGAUAUCUGGGUUUAACUCGAAAUGGGUUGGAAAGCAGCUGAGAAACUCAUUAGGCACUGGAAGAUUCUCAGAGGAGAUAAUGUGAUGAUAACAAGAGGCAAAGACAAGGGCGAGACGGGUGUCAUCAAGCGAGUCAUUCGCUCUCAGAAUCGUGUCAUCGUGGAAGGCAAAAAUCUGGUAAAGAAACAUAUCAAGCAAGGCCAAGGUCAUGAAGGUGGGAUUUUCACUGUCGAAGCGCCUCUCCAUGCCUCAAAUGUGCAAGUUGUUGAUCCGGUGACAGGGAGGCCUGUUAAGGUCGGUGUGAGAUAUCUUGAGGAUGGAACAAAAGUUCGAGUAUCUAGAGGAUUAGGCGCAUCGGGAUCUAUAAUCCCUCGUCCUGAGAUCUUGAAAAUAAGGACUACUCCAAGACCUACUGUUGCUGGCCCCAAGGACACUCCGAUGGAUGUCGUGUUGGAGAAGACAUAUGACGCUAAGACGGGGAAGGGAAUGCCUGAACUUUGAGAUAAUUAGUCUCCUACUAUCAUUCUGAAGCUUGGAUGGAUGAUUGUAGCAGAAAGAAAUGAGACCAUUUGUGAUCAAAACCCGAAAGAAAUGGGAGCAUAUUAGUUCUCGUAUGUUUGGUGAAAAUGGUUUAAGAAUUUCUUGUACUGAAUAUGUGCCUACAUUUUGUUAUUUCGUUGGUAACAUUGGACAAACGAAACGGCUUGAUUGCUAUAGGAUUUCUCAGGUUUAAGGCCGUUAAUUUACUUAAAAUCUCAGAUGAACUUAUUCUUGCA
Messenger RNA from Pyrus x bretschneideri (Chinese white pear), 921 nucleotides. Its product is annotated as 50S ribosomal protein L24. Gene Ontology annotation, cellular component: ribosome; mitochondrion. The transcript has 6 exons. Gene Ontology annotation, molecular function: RNA binding; structural constituent of ribosome. The record is from RefSeq and is a predicted model, not a curated record. Gene Ontology annotation, biological process: translation. Bases 167 to 646 code for a protein of 159 amino acids. Lineage: Eukaryota; Viridiplantae; Streptophyta; Magnoliopsida; Rosales; Rosaceae.